Messenger RNA from Prunus armeniaca (apricot), 1080 nucleotides. Lineage: Eukaryota; Viridiplantae; Streptophyta; Magnoliopsida; Rosales; Rosaceae. The record is from the annotation of a GenBank genome assembly.
AUGGUUUUCUCAUCUGUUCCCGUCUAUAUGGAUCCACCCAACUGGCAACAACAGCAAACAAAUCAUCAACAACAAGGAGGUGGUAAUGAUCAGAAUAAUCAUCAGCUUCCUCCGCCCCCACCUCAAGAAGCUGGAUGUAAUUCAGAAGGUGGCGGCAGCGGCUCAAGCUCGAUCAGGCCUGGAUCCAUGUCUGAUCGAGCCCGGCUAGCCAAGAUGCCGCAGCCAGAGACCGCACUGAAAUGCCCUCGAUGUGAAUCCAUAAACACCAAGUUUUGCUACUUCAACAAUUACAGCCUUUCACAGCCUCGUCACUUUUGCAAGACCUGCAGGCGCUACUGGACCAGAGGAGGAGCGUUGAGAAGUGUGCCGGUCGGAGGAGGCUGUCGAAGAAACAAAAGAAGCAAAGGCAGCGGCGGGGGCAGCAGGUCAAAAUCUCCAGCCGCAGCCGGUAAUUCCAGCUCAAGCACAGUCAACUCUUCCAACAGCUGCAGCACCAGUGACAAUAUCAUAGGCCAUUUGGCUCAUCCACCACCACAUCAAUUACCAUUUUUGCCCUCUUUACAUCAUCUUGGUGAUUAUGGUUCCGGGGACAUGAUAGGGUUAAAUAAUUUUGGGGGCAUGAACCAAGCUGCUGAUGUUGAAUUUCAACAACAUCAGUUUGGCUCGGACCGGUUGACGGUCCGGCCAAAUUUAGGCAUCAACAUGAUCAACACUGAGCAUUGGAGGUCAUCACUGCUUCAGCAUCAAGUUCAGCAAUUUCCUAAUUUCUUGGCUAAUUUGGAACCACCAACUAGUUCUCAUGGGAUGUACCAAUUUGAAGGUGGAAAUGUUCAUCAAAAUGUUGGCCUCCUUCCAAUGUCUAAGCCAUUGGAUUCUGUGAGUCCUGGGGUUGCUGCUACUCAGAUGGCUAAUGUGAAGAUGGAAGACAAUAAUCAUCAAGCAUUGAAUUUGUCAAGAAAUUUUUUGGGCAGCCUUGGAAAUGAUCAUCACCAAUACUGGGGUAAUAAUGGUGGUGGUGGCAAUGCUUGGACUGAUCUUUCUGGUUUCACUACUUCUUCUUCCACCAGCCAUCUCUUAUGA